Messenger RNA from Saxophila tyrrhenica, 525 nucleotides. RefSeq lists its product as uncharacterized. The coding region runs from base 1 to 525 and encodes 174 amino acids. The transcript has 2 exons. The record is from RefSeq and is a predicted model, not a curated record. Lineage: Eukaryota; Fungi; Ascomycota; Dothideomycetes; Mycosphaerellales; Extremaceae.
AUGUUCACCGUCCCCGCCAGCGGCUGCAGCGCCGCCCUCGCUCACCUCAACACCAGCGACAUCUCCGAAGACGGGAAGAGCCUCGUCAACCCUGUAUCAAAAACUCGGAGUCAAGCGUACGAACACUUCGUGGAACCGAUCGAUAAUGGGAGACGAGGGGGGUUUGAUGUGCAUAUCUACUACCUGCAAACCUCCCCCUCUGAGACGAAAUUCGCUGCUGAGUUGCAUGAGAGGAUAAGGCGGGAGUUCCCCGAGCUACGAAUAUAUAAGCUCUUCGACCGCCCCAUCGGCCCGCACCCCCUAGCAAUGUUCGAAGUCAACGUCUUCUCCCCCGCGCAAUUCGGCGCUUUCAUCCCGUGGUUGGUGAUUAACCGUGGCCCCCUCAGCGCGUUGAUCCAUCCGAAUACGGGCGAUGAUGUGAGGGAUCAUACGCAGCGCGCGACGUGGAUGGGGCAGGCGUUGCCGUUGCAGGUGGGGGUGUUGAGGGGGUUGGUGGAGGAGAACGGGAAUGGGAAUGGGUCUUGA